Dioscorea cayenensis subsp. rotundata (Guinea yam) is the source of this 1762-nucleotide messenger RNA. Its product is annotated as protein AUXIN RESPONSE 4. The record is from RefSeq and is a predicted model, not a curated record. Lineage: Eukaryota; Viridiplantae; Streptophyta; Magnoliopsida; Dioscoreales; Dioscoreaceae. The coding region runs from base 83 to 1459 and encodes 458 amino acids. The transcript is spliced from 3 exons.
UAUAAUAAAUAAAGAAAAAGCAACGACCUUUUUCUCAGGCUUUCACUUGUUGGUUGUUUUGGAUGUCUCAUCACCGACAACAAUGGCGGGAGCUUCAGAGCACGAAGAAGGAGGAGGAGGAGGAGGAGCAGCAGAAGUGAGCACUACUAGCCCUUUCUGGAAAGCCAUGGGAUUCUGGGGCUACCUCACAGUCUUCGUCUCGGUUCUUGCCCUCUUCCUCUCAUCCAUCUCAACGCCCUCCGCCCACUCCUGGUUCCUCUCCCUCCCCGACGAUCUCCGCUCCCAUUACUCCGUCUCCAAGCCUAUAAAGGCCCACCUCGCUCCCCAUCUGCCGCCUGUCAACGUAUUCGCCGCCGAUUAUGGCCCUAGAGACUCUGAAACUGUGCUUCUUCUCCAUGGUCUCGCGUCCAGCUCCUUCUCCUUCCGCCACGUCAUUCGUUCCCUCAGCUCCCGCUCCAUCCGCGCCGUCGCUGUCGAUCUCCCCAGCGCUGGCUUCUCCGAUGGUCUGGGUCACAGAUCCGGUGGAUUUUUCGACUGGAUUCGAGGAGUUUGUCGUGAUAUCAAAGAGAAGGGUUUGUUUUGGGGAUUCGAGCAGAUGGUGGAGAAGGGGAGCAAUCCAUUCGAAGAGAAGCCAGAGAGAAACAGCGCCGCUGUCGGAUCGGAAGAUCUAGGGAGGAUCAUCGGGCAGGUGAUUGAGUCGAUGGGGUUAGCUCCCGUGCAUCUCGUCUUGCACGAUUCAGCCCUAGAAGCCGGCGCGAUUUGGAUCUCGAGAACGCCAGGAUCGGUCCGCAGCGUCACGCUAAUCGAUUCAGCGACGGGGUUACCAGCUUUCCCAUGGGGUUUGCUGGGAGUGCCAGUGCUCGGCGAAAUGGUUCUCCGGUCAAAGACUUUGUUCGCCGGGUUGCUGAGGUUAUGCUGCUCGAGAAGUGUGGAAGGGUCAGCGGCGGAGGCGCACAGGCUUCUGUUGAGGAAGAAGGGUGGGAAGGAAGGCGUGCUGGAAUUGGCGAAGGGUUUGAAUGAGAGUUUCGAUGUUGGGGAGUGGGCGAGAUCGGAGGGUGUCCGAAGCCUGCCAUUUCUGGUUCUCUGGUCGAGCAUGUGGUCUGAUCGAUGGAUUGAUGAAGGUCGCCGCGUGGCUCAAGCUAUUCCAAUGGCUCAGUUUAGUUAUCACUCUGGAGGGAGAUGGCCUCAGGAAGAUGCAGGAGAUGAAAUAGCUGGAAUGAUAGCAGAGUUUGUGUCAUCAUUGCCGAAGUCUAUUAGGCAGGUAAAUGAAGACCAAGAUUUAGCGGUGGCGGUGGAUGUUGAGGUGGAGGUAGAGCAUGCUCACACGCAAAAAAAGUUGGUUGAAAGAAGCAACGAUGAUAAUGAUCACUUGUACGGUGAGCACCAGCAGCAGCCGCAACAGCACUAUGUUAAUGGUCACAUGGAUAUGUAUGGGCUUGGUCAAGAAUGGUGGAAUUGAGAAUGAUAGGUUGCUUUUAUUUUGGAUGAAUGGAUGAGCAUCCAGCAUCAGCAAUAUUUUCAUGGGAAAGAGCAGAAAAUUCAUGACACUCAUUCAGUAACAUCUGAACAUCAAUGAGCCGGUCAAAAUCACUGGGUCUUGUUGAUACCAAAUGUAUCCUCUACACCACUAGCUACCUUUUGUCUUCGCUCAGCUAUCAUAUUGGAGUAGGCCUGGCAAGCAGUAAAAUAAUGACUACUUUGUCAAAGUUUGUCAAGCAAUUCUAUUUUGAUAAUAGUAAAACACAUUGUGGCAUUGUCAGUA